AUACCUCUGCUCCAAUUAGGGUUUCUUUUUUGUCAAUGGUCAGGGUUUUCACUAUAAAAACAUGUGACAUGAAAAUCUCCAGAAGCCCUCCUCCUCACGGCUACUCCUUAGACAUUUCUGUCCAGCCGCUGCUGCUGUGAGAGGAUGAAGCACAACAAUGAGAUCACGGGAUCACACUUCAGGAAGCAGUGGCAGAACGAUGUUAAGACAUGGUUUAACCAACCUGCCAGAAAAACUAGGAGACGUGUUGCGAGACAGGAGAAAGCAGUGACGAUCUUCCCUCGUCCCACCUCUGGACCUCUCCGUUCUGUUGUUCAUGGCCAGACUCUCAAGUACAACAUGAAAGUCAGAGCCGGUAAAGGCUUCACCCUCGAGGAGCUUAAGGCCGCUGGUAUCGCAAAGAAGUUGGCUUCAACAAUUGGAAUUUCAGUUGAUCACCGUCGUAGGAACCAUUCCUUGGAGGGUCUUCAAUCCAACGUGCAAAGGCUAAAGACUUACAAGGCCAAGUUGGUUGUGUUCCCUCGCCGUUCCCGUGUCGUCAAGGCUGGUGAUUCUACUCAAGAGGAGCUUGCUAAUGCAACUCAAGUCCAAGGAGAUUACAUGCCUAUUGCUAGUGAGAAGAUUGCCAUGGAGCUUGUGAAGGUGACUGCUGAUAUGAAGGCAUUCAAGGCUUAUGACAAGAUCCAUCUUGAGAGAACUAACAAACGCCAUGCUGGUGUCAGAGCCAACAGAGCUGCCGAUGCUGAGAAAGAAGAGAAGAAAUAAGAGAUUGCUUGCUUUUUUAAGACCUUAAAAAUCCAUUCUUGAGUUUCUUGAUUUUGAGUAAGACUUGUUUUCUUGGGAUCUAUCAUUCCUUAGAUCUUCAUCAUUUCUGGUAUUUGGAUUAUCUUAGAACAUUUUAUUAUUUACCUCAAAAUAAUGCAAGUUUAUGAUUUGCUCCAUUUGUUUUCUUCAGUUUUUCCUUCA
Molecule: messenger RNA, 966 nt
Organism: Eruca vesicaria subsp. sativa (arugula)
Lineage: Eukaryota; Viridiplantae; Streptophyta; Magnoliopsida; Brassicales; Brassicaceae
Source: the annotation of a GenBank genome assembly